This is a messenger RNA of Daucus carota subsp. sativus, 2735 nucleotides long. RefSeq names its product meiosis-specific protein ASY3. The transcript is spliced from 10 exons. The record is from RefSeq and is a predicted model, not a curated record. NCBI's taxonomy places the organism in Eukaryota, Viridiplantae, Streptophyta, Magnoliopsida, Apiales, Apiaceae. Gene Ontology annotation, biological process: meiotic cell cycle. Bases 177 to 2474 code for a protein of 765 amino acids.
UUAUAUACAUAGCACCCAACAAUAUACACUCUCAUCCCAUCUGGCUUCCCGCCUAGAUUUAUUUGUUGAAUUGGCUCUCUUUUUGAAUUAUUUCAACAUUUUCAGCAGCUCCGAAAGCGCCGAUCAGAGCUCCAGACGUCGUUGCCUUUUCUCUCCGUUGUUAAUAUCAGGGUAAGAUGAGUCAGUGCCGGAGUUUUGGGAGCAAUUACCAUCCAAGUAGUCAACCUAAGAAGAUCUCUAUUGGGAUUGUGGUUGAUCAAUCUAUGAAAGCAAAGUUCAGUAAAGUACAGCAAGAUGAUGCUGCUGCAGCUUUUCCAGUCACACGAAAUCUUGGUUCUAGCAAAGUGGAUGCCACAGAAGAUAUGCACAACUAUGAAAAAGUCAAAAAUCCGACUAAAGAAAAACAAACUGACGUUGCAGUGCAGGAGACUUCCCCCUGGGCAAGCACUAGAUCCUUCCAGCAAAAUUUACCUUCUUCACAGGGAGUUUGUGAUGCGCACCAGGCUCCGAGCACUCUGUUCAAUCAAAGUCAGAGAUCUAAUAAUGGACCACAGACUGAUGAUGGAUUGCAGAAGAAGGUCAGCAUUGGUAUUCGUGCAAUCAAGGGACAGGGAGACGGUAGCUCUAACAGGGUUGAAGAAGUUCCAUUGACAACUGCACAAGAGAUUAAAGUUCCGGGUAAAGAAGUGGCGCAAGAGAAAGCUGAAAAUACAGAAAACAAGGCAAAUGAUACUUUACGGAUGAAGAUCUGGGAAGUCCUGGGAACCGUGUCCACACCAGCCAAGACAUUUUCACGCUCUCCGACUCUGAAGACUUGUACUGAUAAUCUAGAACCAGAACUGAACAGCAAUAAGAAAAAAUGUUCUAAUGUGAAGCCCAGACAGAAUUCUGAUACAAUUGAAAGUGAUUCUGAUAGUCUGAAUCACACCAUAAAAAGACCAGUGACACGCUCUUUAACCCGGAAAAGACCUACUAAAGUCCAGCAACGCAAAGCCAAAAUUACACCGUCAUCCAGUUAUAAACAUAGGAAGCCAGAAAAAAGCAUAUUCUCUUUCGAAGAAGGACGUUCCGGGAGAAUUAGUCCUGCUAUGGUUGGUGGUUCAUCUGUUUCCAAGAGUGAAAAGAAAAAGAGUUCAAGAGUUGAGCCACGCAAAUUGCAAUUUUCAAAACUGGACAAUGCAGAUGAGAUUUGUCAAGUAACUGAUAGUAGCAAGACGAAAUUUCAUGUCGAGGGUUCGCCUGGAUUUAAAAAUGGUGCGGGUGGAUUUUUUGGUUUCUUGAAGGCAAACAGAGAUACUUGUCAAUACCCAAUCAAGAAUAGGGAUGAUACUCUGGGUAUUAACAGUGAAACUGUAUUUCCAAAGAAUAUGGAUGAAGAAGAUGUGGUUGAUCCAACUGUAAAGACCAUCAUAGAGCCGCAGUUUGAUUUCAACACUCCUUUGCUAGGAACGAAUCCUCCUACAGAAACCUAUAUUUGUGGCUCCCCACCAAAAAGUAACAAUGAAAAACAGGAGGAUGUUUACAGUCCCGUGAAGGGAGUCAAGGGGGUACUUAACAUGGAACACAUCCGGAGCUUUAAGGGUUUCUUUGCUUCAACGCUGAACAGUGACAAAAAGAACAAAGAAACAGAAACACUUGAUGAAGUAGUGCAUGAAGAAUCUCCUGUUGAGAAGUCACUUCCCAACCUGCAAGUAAACAAUACAGUAAGCAGCCCAUCUACAUCAUCAUCUGAAGAAGAUGGUUCUGAAAGCUCUGAUAGUUCAUCUACUGAAGGUCCUAGUGAAGCUGAACCACCAGAAAUUGUUACAGCUCGGGAACCAGAAAUUUUAUUCCGUCAAACUAAGAGGUGCCGUAUUAGUGAGGCUGCUGAUGCUAUCACAUACAGUCCCUCCACAACCCCUCCACAGGCGUCUGGAAAAUUCCAUGGGCUUCCGUCUGAACUGAAUGAAGAUAAUGGUCUUGCUAGAGCUGUAUCUUUGUUUGCAAUGGUUUUGGAAAGAGUGAAAAGCAAAAUGAAUUCGGCGGCUAGCAAAAGAUCUGCUGAAAUUUUGACAUCUGUUGCCAUGGAAAUGCAGCUACAGUUGCAGAAUGCUGAAUCACAGAUUCAAAAAGAUGUGGGGAAGCUGAUUGGCAUUGGUAAAACAAAAAGGAGACGUCUAGAGACUACAUUUACAGAGCAACAAGGAAAACUCAAGGACAUAUAUGCAAGGUUCAAAAAUGAGGUUAAUGUGCAUCUUCAGGAUUGCAAAAGUACUCUUGAAGGGCUGGAAUUACAGCAGACAGAGUUUAAAGACAUCAUUGAGGAACAAAAUGCAUCACACGGCAAACUUCUGUUGCAAGCAGAAGAAGCAAUUUACACCCGACUCAAUGAUGCUGAACAGAAAGUAAAAACCAUUCAAAAGUCGGCAAGGCAAAAGAUGCUUCAACUGAAAUAUGUCAUAGCAGAGUGUCUCAAAGAGGAUGCCAUCUACUAAUGUGACCACCGAGGAAGAUGGUGAAGGGUCCUGAAUAUAUUAGUUAACUCUGAGAGCUAUUGUAUAGUUAAUGUAAUAGCUUUAUAAUGUAAUAAGAGUGUUUAUCAUGUCUUGGAGUUAAGAUAACAGAGGAAGUGGUCAUCAAGGAUGGAUAGCUUCUUACUUGUGAUUAUUUGGUUACAACUUCCUGGAUAUUCUACAUGUAGUACUCACAUCACUAAGUUUGAGCAAUUUAGCAGGUUUAUAUUAUUCCUUUUAUCA